AUGCGUUUCCAGCAUUUGACCACGGCUCUGGCUGUGGGUGUCUCUGCCCAUCUUGCUCAAGCAGCUGGCCUGCAUGACGCUGCCGUCGCAAAGGGACUGCUCUACUUCGGUACCGCAACCGAUAACCCCGAGCUCACCAACACCUCCUAUGUCACCCAGCUGAACAACACGGGUGACUUUGGUCAGAUCACUCCUGGAAACUCGCAGAAGUGGGACUCAACCGAGCCGUCUCAGAAUGAAUUCUCCUUCACCAACGGCGACGUCAUUGCCGAUCUGGCCGACGCCAAUGAUCAGAAGCUGAGAUGCCAUAACUUGGUCUGGCACCAGCAGCUGCCUAACUGGGUUUCGAGCGGGUCCUGGACCAACGAAACCCUAACUGCCGUUCUGCAGAACCACAUCACAAAUGUUGUGAAGCACUACAAGGGACGAUGUUACGCAUGGGAUGUAGUGAACGAGGCCCUGGCCGACGACGGCUCCUACCGCGACUCCAUCUGGUACAAAACCAUCGGCGAGGCGUACAUUCCCAUCGCCUUCGCAGCUGCCGCUGCCGCCGACCCAGACGUGAAGCUGUACUACAACGACUACAGCAUCGAGUGGGGCGGUGCCAAGUCCACCGCCGCCCAGAACAUCGUCAAGCUAAUCCAGUCCUACGGCGGUAAGAUCGACGGUGUCGGUCUGCAGGCCCAUUUCACCGUCGGCCAAACCCCCGCCCGCAAGGACCUCGCCAGCAACCUGAAGGCUUUCACCGACCUCGGCGUAGAGGUCGCCUACACCGAGGUUGACGUGCGUAUGGAGACCCCAGCGACGGACGCCAACCUGCAGCAGCAGAGCACCGAAUUCUCCAACAUCGUCGGUGCUUGUCUCGAUACCGAGGGCUGUGUCGGUGUUACCAUUUGGGACUGGACCGACAAGUACUCCUGGGUGCCCAGCACGUUCCCAGGCUACGGCGCUGCCUGCCCCUGGGACGAGAACUUUGAGAAGAAGCCCGCUUACCAGGGCAUUUUGGAGGUUUUGGGAGGGUGGAUUGCCUUGCGUUUGUUAUUUGUCUGA
Molecule: messenger RNA, 1050 nt
Organism: Aspergillus oryzae RIB40
Lineage: Eukaryota; Fungi; Ascomycota; Eurotiomycetes; Eurotiales; Aspergillaceae
Product: putative endo-1,4-beta-xylanase
Exons: 6
Coding region: 1-1050 (349 amino acids)
Biological process (GO): carbohydrate metabolic process
Molecular function (GO): hydrolase activity, hydrolyzing O-glycosyl compounds
Source: RefSeq, a predicted model, not a curated record